This is a messenger RNA of Microdochium trichocladiopsis, 1602 nucleotides long. Its product is annotated as cytochrome P450 3A17. Gene Ontology annotation, molecular function: iron ion binding; oxidoreductase activity, acting on paired donors, with incorporation or reduction of molecular oxygen; heme binding. NCBI's taxonomy places the organism in Eukaryota, Fungi, Ascomycota, Sordariomycetes, Xylariales, Microdochiaceae. The record is from RefSeq and is a predicted model, not a curated record. Bases 1 to 1602 code for a protein of 533 amino acids. The transcript is spliced from 3 exons.
AUGGAUGCCUUCCGAGAACCUUUCCGGGCUGCUCUUACAGCUCUGGCCCAUCCGUCCGGGUUGACAAUCCUGGCCCUAGUUUCCGCAGCAGCCAUCACGGCCACGGCCAUCUACCGCGUCUGGUUCCAUCCUCUCUCGGCUUUUCCCGGUCCCAAGAGAUACGCCAUCACCGACGUGCCGCAGGACUGGCAGGUCCAUGUCCGGGGCACGUUCCAGCCCCGGCUGCGUGAGCUGCACCAACGGUACGGGCCCGUAGUCCGCAUCGGGCCCGACACGCUCUCCGUCGACGGCGGCGUGGCGUGGCCACAGGUCUACGGCCACCGGCGCGCCGGGCAGCCCGAGUUCGGCAAGGUGGCCGGCUACUUUGGCCCCGAGAACGACAUCAGCGUCCUCAUGGCGCCCCAGGCCGCCCACCGGCGGCAGCGGCGCCACCUCGCGCACGCGUGCAGCGACGCCGCGCUCGCCGAGCAGCAAGGUUUCGUGCUCAAGUACGUCGACCUCGUGAUGGAAAAGUUCUCGCGGUCCGCAGACGCCGGCGAGCACGUCAAUGUCGUCGACUGGCUCAACUUUAUGACUUUUGACGUCAUCGGCGACCUCGCGUUUGGCGAGUCGUUCGGUAGCCUGGGCCGCAGCGAGUACCACCCGUGGGUGCGCGCCAUUGUGGACAGCUUCUACGGCUUCAGCCUCGUCCACUUUAUCCAGUUCCACCCGUUCUUCCUACCCGUGCUGCCGCUCAUGGUCGGGACCAAGUUCUUUCGACAGAUCAGGAAGAUCCAGGUCAUGUCCAGGAGCAAGGCCCAAGCGCGCAUCGACCGUGGCGAGACACCGGGCCGGAGGGACCUGAUGAGCUAUGUGUCCCGUAAGACUCUCCAGAACAAUGGCAAAGAGGCAAAGGCAGAGGCGGAGCACCAGCACCAGCAUCAUCAGGAGCAGCAGCAGCAGCAGCAACAGGGCAUGACACGGGCAGAGCAGCUCGUCGUGGCGCCCCUGCUAGUCACUGCGGGCAGCGACACCACCGCGACCGCGCUGUCGGGCUUCUUCUUCCUCCUGGCGCAGCACCCGGACGCCAUGCGGCGCCUCCAGGAGGAAGUCCGCGGCGCCUUUGCCUCCGAGGCCGAGGUCGACAUCAAGAGCUCGGCGCGGCUGCCGUACCUGUCUGCCUGCCUCGAGGAGACGAUGCGGCUCUAUCCGCCCGCGGUGGUGACUCCUCCACGAGUGUCCCCCGGGGCAGAGAUUGAGGGCAGAUUCGUGCCAAAGGGAACACGAAUCUUCGUCCCCCAGUACGUCACCUUCCGCAACGAGAACCACUUCACCGACCCAGACUCCUUCCGCCCGGAGCGCUGGCUGCCCGCGACACACCCGCUCCACGACCCAAAGUACGCCGGGGACAACCGCGCCGUCUUCAAGCCCUUCAGCUUCGGCCCGCGCGACUGCAUAGGCAAGAACCUCGCCGUGGCCGAGAUGCGCAUCUUUGCCGCCCGCCUCGCGCUGCGCUUCGACUGGGAGCUGCCGCCCGGGCAGGGGCGCUGGAUGGAGGACCAGCGCGUGUGUGGCGCGUGGAUGAAGGGCCCGCUGCAGGUGAGACUCGCGCAUAGAGGUUGA